GUUACGGUGAAACUGAAUCGGAAAGAAACCGGUGGGACACGUCAGUGGAUUUAUUUACCGCCGUUUCACUCACUUAAACAAUGUGAUGUUAUUAGGAAGACAAGCGUUUGUAAUAACCUCAAGGUAAUAUAAUGAAAGCCUCAGAUAUUAACGGCGCGCCGCUGUAAGCCGCUUUAAGACGCGCGCGCAGGUGCACGGACGCGCGCUUCAAACCUGACAGAAAACUUUUGCGUCGAAAAACACCGAAUGAACAGCAAUGAUUUUAACGCUUACAACCAAAUUCAUCCUCUUUCCCAUCUCACAAACUGAAAACAACAGUACUGGGCACCAAAAAGCGCAGACUUCAGCGGGACGCUCGGAGUUUGGAGAGACGCUCAAAUAAUGGCAAAGAAGAAACGGGCUUUUUUUCUCCAAGGAUUCCCAGAUGACAGGUUAUGGUAGAGGCAGACAUGCCAGCCAACCUCACCAUCUCCACCCACACCACGAACUACAACUUCCCAGCGCUCAUCUUCGGGAUAUUACUGAUCAUAAUCAUUAUUUGCGGGAACGUGCUGGUGUGUCUAAGCGUGUACACGGAGAAAGCGCUGAAAACCACCACCAACUACUUCAUAGUCAGUUUGGCUGUGGCUGAUUUGUUGUUGGCUGUUCUGGUCUUACCGCUGUUUGUCUAUGCAGAGUUUCAGGAUGGAGUUUGGUCCCUCAAUAUGACCGUAUGUGAUGGACUGAUGACCAUGGACGUCAUGCUUUGCACUGCCUCAAUAUUUAAUCUCUGCGCCAUCAGCAUAGACAGGUUCAUCGCCGUCUCCAUCCCUCUAAAUUACAACCGCAAACACGUGGACCAGCGACAGAUUGUCCUGCUCUCCGCCACGUGGAUCCUGGCUUUAGCCGUGGCCUCCCCCGUGAUGUUCGGCAUCAACAACGUCCCCAACCGGGACCACAGCGAAUGCAAGCUGGAGGACAACAACUACAUUAUCUACUCCUCCGUCUGUUCGUUUUUCGUGCCGUGCCCCAUCAUGCUGCUCCUGUACUGCGGAAUGUUCCGGGGCUUGAGGAACUGGGAGGAGGCUCGGAAAGCUAAAUUAAGGAGCAACAUGGAGGCCUGCCGAAAGCUACAAGAGGCCGCAGCGUCGCUCCAGCCGCUGUCUGGCCUGCCGCCUCCACUCCCGCCAGUCAUAGAGAAAGACCUUACAUUGGAGGAGCUGGACCAUGAUCAGUAUCCCGAUCCUGACAGUCCCGAUCCUGUGUCCAUGCUGGCGUAUCCUGGAGGAGGCUACAAUCAGGAUCAGAACCAGAACCGGCAACGGAAGAGGGCCAAGAUCAACGGCAGGGAGAGGAAAGCCAUGAGGGUGCUUCCGGUUGUAGUAGGUGCCUUCCUCUUGUGCUGGACGCCGUUCUUUGUAGUACACACUAUGAGGGCUCUCUGCGAAGACUGCGAAAUCCCCAGCAGCGUCACCAGUAUCGUGACCUGGCUGGGUUACGUCAACAGUGCCAUCAACCCAAUCAUCUACACCGUCUUCAACACGGAGUUCAGGAAGUUCUUCCGGAAGUUUCUGCCGACGCUGCCUGGCUGCUGCUAGCCUGAGCGCGCUAAAAGGGUUUACGAACAAAACAUACCCAAAAAAUGUGUAAAUAAACAAGAACUAAUCAUGCUCGCUUGUAAAUACAGCAUGUUGUGUGAUAAUAAUGCACUAAGAUGUUUGCUGCCAUUACGUUUUUAACGUACGUUUUAAUUUUGUGUUUACAUUUCAAGAGCUGACAUCAAAGGGCCUUAUUUAUGAAACACAAGCAGAAUGAAAUCGUGUAAAUCACGCAUGAAGUUACAAAAUAUUUGUAUUGUAAAGGGCGCGUUUACACUAAUGUUUUCAACAAAAAAUGUUUAACCUGUUUUGCAGUUCAUGUAUCCAACAAUGGUGUUUUUGUGGCUUACAAAUGCAAAUCUUUAAAAAACAAAUGUGUUACCAGCACCACAAAAACUUGAUUUUGUGAAAAAUGUAACUACAUGCACAGUGACAUCGUCAU
Molecule: messenger RNA, 2019 nt
Organism: Danio aesculapii
Lineage: Eukaryota; Metazoa; Chordata; Actinopteri; Cypriniformes; Danionidae
Gene: drd4a
Product: dopamine receptor D4a
Exons: 4
Coding region: 435-1577 (380 amino acids)
Biological process (GO): adenylate cyclase-activating adrenergic receptor signaling pathway; adenylate cyclase-inhibiting dopamine receptor signaling pathway
Cellular component (GO): plasma membrane
Molecular function (GO): dopamine neurotransmitter receptor activity, coupled via Gi/Go; G protein-coupled receptor activity
Source: RefSeq, a predicted model, not a curated record